This is a messenger RNA of Dalotia coriaria, 1470 nucleotides long. RefSeq names its product ADP-ribosylation factor-like protein 13B. The transcript is spliced from 3 exons. NCBI's taxonomy places the organism in Eukaryota, Metazoa, Arthropoda, Insecta, Coleoptera, Staphylinidae. Gene Ontology annotation, biological process: receptor localization to non-motile cilium; non-motile cilium assembly. The record is from RefSeq and is a predicted model, not a curated record. The coding region runs from base 94 to 1314 and encodes 406 amino acids. Gene Ontology annotation, molecular function: GTPase activity; GTP binding. Gene Ontology annotation, cellular component: ciliary membrane; non-motile cilium.
UGCGCUCUCAGGUGCGAGUAAUUUAUUAGUCAAAAAUAACAUUUGAUACACAAAAAUGUGAAUGUUUAUUGUCAAACAUCAAUUUUGCGUAAAAUGGGAAAUUGCUGCUGCAACAAACAAGGGGCUAGUCGGAGAAUUGUUCUACUUUUACUUGGUCUUGAUAAUGCUGGUAAAACUGUCACCGUACAAAACUUGAGUGGUGAGCGAACAGAAACAGUAAUGCCCACUGUUGGAUUUUCUGUUGUCAAGCUGAAAUACUCCAAGUAUGAUGUAAAAAUCUUCGAUUUGGGAGGAAGAUCCGAUUUUCGGGAUGUGUGGCAUAGGUACUAUGUUGAUGCACAUGGCAUCAUCUUUGUAGUUGAUUCAAGUGACUUGAAUCGGUUGAGUGAAGCCCAGGCAGUGUUGAAAAACAUUGUGUCUAGUUCAAAAAUACAAGGCAAACCCGUGCUUGUACUGGCAAACAAGCAAGAUCAUGAGCAAGCUCUAGAUGAAAUUGAUCUAAUUGAUAAGUUAGACCUGGAAUCAUUAGCAAAUGAAAAUGAAUGUCCAACUUUUAUACAAUCAUGUUUUGCAAGUGGUUCAGACAAAUUGGAUAGUGGAAUUAAAAUCGGAUACAACUGGCUGAUCCAAAGCAUAAUCGGGGAUUACAAACAUUUACAGAAGCGGGUAGAACAAGAUGUGGAGUGUCAGCAAAAACUAGACGAAGAAGAGCGCAUUGAAAAGUUUUUGCGAAUAAAACGUAUCAAUGAAGAAGAAGCACUGGAAGCAAAAAUAAAACCGUCAAAUGGUACAACGAAUGAGAUUAUUGUUGUGCAAGAGAGCAAUCGUGUUGAUGUGCAUAGUGUUUCAAGUACAUCAACAGACAUUGAGUCAAUUCCAAGUGUUGAUAUCGUUAACGAUAUUUUACCGGAAUCCACGCGACCUGAAUCUGCAACCAGUUUGAUUCGUAAACAACUCGAGCUUGGUAAUCUGAAACGACGAACGUCGCUUCAAAUAAUGCAUAAUAAUAAGGUUUCCCCCAUGCACGUGUUUGGCGCUAAGCCCAAGACAGUAAAGAGCGCAACGGCGCGUAAUAGUGCAAAUUCGAGAAAACUUCCCGAUAGGAGAAACCUGCGUUCAGCUGGUGAUUCUGUCUUUAUCGUUUCGCGCGAUAAUCAUCGUGUGAUGCCCAAUAAUGACGGAUCUGGAGACUUGUCUAUGUUUAAUUCAUUGCGCCGAGAAGCGCCUCUUCGACAAUUCAAUGUUAUCAAAGAUGUCUUGCCACCAAUCAAUGAUAUUCAUUCCCAUUCGACCCCCAAUGGAACAUACUUUUAGGUUGCUUAAAUGGUUUUUAUGAAGAUUUUACAAACGUAUGCCAGGAAAGCGUCUUAAAGUCGUAGAUUAAUUGUUGAACCCCCAUUUUUAUAAACUUUUACAAAUGGUAAAAUAUUUACAAAGCCAUAUACAAUCAAUAUAUAUAGUAACAAUUAA